AACCGGCUUGAUCGCAGCCAUUAUGUUACCAUUUAUCACUAGUGAAAGAGUCGUCGAGUCGCGCAAAAAAUUCGCUCGUGUUUUUGUGUCUUUCGUUAUAAUAUAAAUCAACCAAAUCAAGCACUGCUAACAGCAACCCUUAAAAAGUCAACGGAAUGAUCUAAACUAUCAAUCGAAUGGUAGUUAAUAGAACAGAGGAUUCAAAAUGCAAAAUUGGAAUCAAUGGCAACUACCAGCUGCUCCUGUACCGGCAGCAACAAUGCCACAACUACCGGGUGGUUAUCCUGCUCCUGCUCCAGGAGCAGAUCCCAUGGCUAUGAUGCAGUCUUAUAUGCAAUAUUAUAGCCAACCACCUCCAAGUGGUUAUACGUCUGAACAAUGGGCGGCAGCGCAACAACAAAAUUGGGCUCAAUGGCAACAAUGGCAGCAACAAUAUCAACAAUGGCAAGCUCAAUAUGGAGAAAAGUAUCAAGAGACAAUGAAGCAAUAUGCUUCUAAUAUGUCAAGUUCUACGGGACAAGCACCACCCUUGCCAGCAUCUCAACCACCUUUGCCAAGAGAUGAAAAUUCUAAACCCCCAUUACCACCUGACAAUUCAAAUCAAUAUCAAUAUUCAUCAAUACCUCCACCACAUCAAAAUAAUUUACCAUUAUUCCCAUCAAAAGCCGAUAAUUCUCAACAAAAUCAAGGCACAAAUCCACCAUUACCUUCCCAACCACCAUUACCGACACAAAACAUAAGUGAUUCAAAUUUAUUAGGUAAACAGAAUAAUGCUAAUAAUUCAAAUUCCGAACCUAGUGCAAAAAAGCAAAAACUCGAAGACGAAGAAUUAAGUGAAGCUGAAAAAACAUUUGAUUCUCAGUUUAAACAGUGGGAAGAAAAAUUUAAUACGUGGAAACAACAAAAUGCUAAUCAUCCCGAUAAGUCACAAUAUCAACAAUACGAAGCAAAAUGGACAUCAUGGCGUGAGAAAUUAAUCGAGCGUCGUGAACAAAUGCGUCGAAAACGUGAACAACAAAAACAAAUGGCAUUAAAAGCUGAGGCUGAAAAGAAAAAAGAUUUACCAGGCGGUGAUAAAAUAUUAAAUCUUCUUUCAAAUACUGAAAAUCAAGGAUUAAUUAAUAAUCUCUUGGGCAUUGGAAAAACACUUGGUUUAACGGGAAAACAAGAUGGAAGUACAGUACCACCUCCACCGCCACCAAAUAAAGAGAUGACAAUUUCCAAUCAAUCGUCAACAAUUACACCAGCAUCGUCACAAUCAAUGGCAGCGCCAACAAUGACUGCCGAAAUGAAUCAAGCCGCAUGGGCAGCACAACAAUGGGCCGCUCAAUAUAAUCCAGUACCAAAUUAUCAAUCUUAUCAGCCAAUGAUGGGAACAUCUACUGCACCUCCCGCUUCAGCUGCACCAAAUCCAUAUUCACAACCACCGCCAAGUUUUGCGAAUGCUCCACCAAAUUAUUCAUCAGCACCGCCAAACUUUUCUGGAGCGCCACCAAAUAUCGGUGGUCCUAUGGGUCAUGGAAAUAUGGGAGGACCACCACCGAACAUGGGAGGACCACCAAAUAUGGGAGGACCUAAUAUGAGUGGACCAAAUAUGAGUGGUCCAAACAUGAGUGGACCAAACAUGAGUGGACCUCCAAAUAUGAGUGGACCAAACAUGAGUGGACCAAACAUGAGUGGUCCAAAUAUGAGUGGACCAAAUAUGGGUGGACCUCCAAACAUGAGUGGACCUCCAAAUAUGAGUGGACCACCAAAUAUGAGUGGACCACCUCCAAACAUGGGUGGACCACCGCCAAAUUUUUCUCAACCACCUCCAGGAUUUAAUGCACCCGAUCAACAAAUGCGACCACCGCCCAAUUCAUUUGGAAAUUUCAACGAAUCAAAUAAUGACAAAAACUUCUCAAUGAAUCGAAAUCAACCUCCAUUUGGUUCCCAAGGUGGUAGAUUCAAUUCUGACAAUCGUGAUUACAAUGGACCCAAUCGUGACACCGGGAAUAAUUCCUUUGGAAAUGAUUCUUUCAACAAAAAUUACAAUGACAAUGACAAUGAUCGUUUUGGUGGUCAAAAAAAUAAUCGUUUUGGCAAUAAUGAACGAUUUGGCCCUCAACGUUUUGGUUUUAAUAAUGAUCGUUUCGAUAAUUCAAAUGAUCAAUUUUCCAAUGAUAAUCAAGAUAACAAUUCAUUUAAGCAAAAUGAUAAUUUUGAUAAUAAACGUGAUAAAUUUGGCAUUAAUAAUAAAAGAGGAUUCGAAUCACAAGCGCCAAUGCCACCUGAAUUGAAAAAAUUAAUGGAGAAAAGAAAAGCAGCAAUGGACGCAUUUAAACCAAGUAGUAAUUCAUUUUUCACAUCAAACACAAGCUUUGAAGUUGGAUCACUUCGCGAGAGUUUUAAAAAAAUUUCCGGCGAUUCACCAUUUAUGAAGAAGAGACAGGAUGAUGAUUGCGGUGAUUAUAAUGACAACAAUGAUUCAAAUGAUCAGAAAUUCCCUCCUGAUUUUGGUCCCCGUGGUCAGGGUAAUUUUGGUCCUCGUGGUCCUGGUAAUUUUGGUCCUCGUGGUCCUGGAAAUUUUGGUCCUCGUGGACCUGGUAAUUUUCCACCCAGAGGUCCUGAUUUUGGACCACGUGGAAGAGGAUUCCCUGGUCCUGGUGGUCCAUGGCAAAAUCCAAGAAUGCAAAAUCCUGAUUUCAAUAAAGACGAACAACCUCCAAUUGAACAAUUAAAACCACCUGAAGAAUUUCCUUUACAUGAUAUCGAAAAUGAUUCAUCUCUUCCUCCGCCAAUAAAUGAGAAUUUACAACAAGACGAUGUAAUAAUUAUUGAGGAAAAAUCAACAAAAAUUAUACCACCACUGGAACAACCACCCUGGAUGGAUAAUCCGGAAAUUAUUCCCGAUAAUGAAAUUUCAUCGAAUCAAAAUGAAAUUAUUUUAGAAAGUGAAUUGUCUAAUAUUGAAAAUGUUAAUAAAUCGAAUGAUUUGCCAUUUAUGGGUGAAAAUGAUCCAAAACCAGAGGAUUUAAAUAUGGAACCACCGCCGGAAUUGCCAAAUUUAGGUCCCAUUCAAUCAUUUAAUAAUGAUCAAUUACCACCACCUGAAUUUCCAUCUGGCAAUUUUCCCAAUCAAUUUCCACCUAGACCACCUUUAUUACCAUUUGGUCCAAGGGGUCCAAUGUUUACGCCACGUGGUCCAAAUGAUAUGAAUUCAUUCCCACCGUUUGGACCAAGAGGUCCACCGGGUGAUUUUAAUAAUAUGAGACAACCACCACCAUUUGGAAAUAGACCCAUGGGACCUGGUGAUUUUAGACCACCGCGUCCUCCAUUCGAUGGUGAUUUUGGUCCAAGAUUUACAAAUUUCCCAAGAAACGAUGAACAACCACCGUCAUCAUCAAUUCCUUCAUUAAUGUCCAUGAAAUUUGAACCACCAAAAACACUUUUAAAACCAAAUGAGCCAAAUUCAAAUUUUGAUCAAUCAAAUAUCAAUCAGGGAAAUUUUAAUCCCGAUGAUACAAAUCGUGAUUCACCGAAUUUCCCCAAAGGACCAAAAUUAUCAGAAUGGAAACCAUUUGGACAAAAUAUGGAUCCCAAUCAAAGACCAGGUUUCAAUCAAGGAAUAGAGUCGAAUCAACAAAGAAUGGGUCCACCAAGAAUGGGACAAUUUCAAGGAAUUGGUCCAAAUCAAGGAAUGAAUGUCGAUUCGAUAAUAUUUGAUAAAAAUGAUAAUAAUCGUGAGAGAAUAGAGAAUAAAAAUUUGCCACCAAAUGAAAUUGAGGCAAAUAAUCAAGAGAUUAAUGAAAAUCUAAGACCUGAAUUUGAAAGAUCACAAUCACCAUUUUCUGGUCCACCUAUGAAUUUUAAUCAAGAUAAACAUGUGGAUAUAUUACCACCAAAUAGAAGACCAAUACCUGAAUUUUGCAUCGAGAGACAAUUUAAUUACAAUCAUGGUGGUCGAAUGCCAGAGAAACAACCACCACCACCACCACAACAACAACCAUUUAUGGAUUUAAUUCCACCGAAAAUAAUUGAUUAUAAUCACAUGAAACGUACAAUUGUACACGAUUAUUUAACACCAGUACAAUCGUUUGAUUAUGGUCAUGGUAAUUUACAUCCCGAUGUACCCGAACACGAGAUUACUGGAAUUAAAGAUUUCAGUAGAUGGGAGGAAAAUGAACAAAAUCUAAAGGAAUAUUCAGAACAAAUGAAAAAUUAUGAACAAGACUCACAAUGGAAACGUUCAAUGAUAAAUGAUCGUUUAAGAAAUGAGGAAAAUUUAGAAUUAGACGCAAAAAGAAAUAAAGACGGUGAUUAUAGAAAAGAUUAUCGAAAAGAAAGUGAUAUUAAAAAAGAUCGUAGAAAGGAUAAUGAUAAUUAUAGAAGAGAUGAUUAUAGAAAAGAUGAUCGUCGAAGAGAUUCUGAUUAUAGAAAAGAUUCCGAUCGACGAAAAGAUUUUGAUUAUAGAAAAGAUUCUGAUCAUCGAAAAGAUUCAAAUGACUAUAGAAGAGAUUCUGAUCAUCGAAAAGAAUCCGAUCGUCGUAAGGAUGAUUAUAGAAAAGAUUCUGAACACAGACGAAGUGAUUUUGAUCAUAGAAAAGAUUCCGACUAUAGAAGAGAUUCUGAUCAUAGAAAAGAAUUGGAUCACAAAAAAGAAAUUGAUAAUAAAAAAGAAUUGGAUCAUAAAAAUGAGGAUAAUUAUAAAAAAGAUUCUGAUUUUAAAAAGGAUUCGGAUUAUAGAAAAGAUACUGAUUAUAGAAAAGACGUUGAUGAGAGAAUGGAUAUUGAUGAUAGAUUAGAUACAUUUGAUAAAAAUAUUGAUGAUCAAAAAAUGGAAACUGAACAUCAAAUUGAUACAACACAGGAAAUACAGGACUUUACCCAGGAUGUUGAUUUUAGAAAAGAUAAUCUUGAUUGGGGUGAUGAAGACUGGGGUCUUGAACGAGAUAUCAAUCCUAGCAAAAAUCAAGACUCGGAAGAUAAAAAUUUAAAGGAAUCUGAUAAAAAUGAGAGUGAGAGAUCAUCGGAGUUUAAUAGCUGGCAGGACAGUCCGAGCAAGAAAACCUCAGACACUUCAUUGCUAGAUUCCAGCAAUCAAGAUGGCAAGAAAAAUUCUUCAGACAAUCAAAGCAAAACACUUGAGUUACCGAAAAUACCAACUUUCACAAUUCUUGAAGAUAUAUUGUAUCAACCUGGACGCCAGAACAGACCACCAAAAAUAGUUAUCAUUCUGAGAGGCCCACCUGGCAGUGGAAAAUCGUUUCUCGCAAAACUCAUUAAGGAUAAAGAAGUGGAACAGGGUGGUUCAGCACCUCGAAUUUUAAGUAUCGAUGAUUAUUUUCUCGUUGAAAAGGAGAGAGAAAUUAAAGAUGAUAAUGGAAAGAAAAUUACAAUAAAGGAAAUGGUUUACGAAUAUGAAGAAGCUAUGGAACCAAGUUACCUUGCAUCGCUUGUGAAAGCUUUCAAAAAGAACAUAACAGAUGGCUAUUUUAGUUUUAUAAUUUUAGAUUCAAUUAAUGAAAAAAUAUCUGAUUAUGAUGAUAUGUGGAGUUUUGCUAAAACUAAAGGUUUUAAGGUAUUUGUCUGUGAAAUGGAAAUGGAUGUUCAAAUUUGCUUAAAGAGAAAUAUUCACAAUCGUUCUGAAGAUGAAGUCAAUAGAAUAGUGGAUUAUUUAGAACCAACGCCGAAACAUCAUCAAAAAUUAGACACAAGUAGUCUCUUACAAGAAGCUGCCAUUGAAGAUGUUCAAAUGGAAGAUGUUCAAGAUUUGGAAAAACCUGUUCAAGGCAGUGAGGACAGCCAGGAUAGUCAAGAAGAUGCUGAAGUGGGAGUUAGCAAAUGGGAGCGAAUGGAAGCAGAAAAUAAAUUAGAUCGUUUGGAUGGUUUGGCCAAAAAGAAACAUGAGGGAAAACCACAAACAAUGGAAGAUUUUCUUCAAGUACCAGAUUAUUAUAAUAUGGAGGACAAUUCUGGUAAAAAAAGGGUGAGAUGGGCAGAUUUAGAGGAACGUAAAGAACAAGAAAAAAUGAGAGCUGUAGGAUUUGUAGUUGGUCAUACAAAUUGGAAUCGAAUGAUGGAUCCUACGAAAGGAGAGAGUGCAUUAACGAGGACAAAAUACAUAUGACCCAAGUAUCAUCCUAAAAAUCGUGGGAAUCCGCGUUGGAAUUAAAUUUUGGUAGCUCAUUUGAAAUUGAGAAAUAUCAAAUCGCAAAUUAAAAUGAUAUCUUUCUGAGGGAUUUAGAAGAAGAAAGAAGAAAAAAAAGUAUCAAGUGUUUUAUAAAUAAUCACUGAAAUUUUGUGAAUAGACUAUUAAAAAAAAAAACACACACACAACGGACUGACAAAUUUUUUAGAUCAACUGUAUUUUACAGUGAGAGCAAUUAUAAAUAGCUUCAAACAUUUUGAUUACUUUGAAAUUAAAAAUGUUUCACAAUUUUUUUUUUUUAGUACUGCACUAAAAACACAUCCACUUUGAUAAAAUAAAUGCUUAGAUCAAUUAAUAGUAAUGAAAAUUACUAAUCUAUUGUAUAUUGCAUAUAGACUUUUUUUUAAAAUAAGCAAAUUUUGAAUAUAAAAUAAUUAUUUUUCAA
Leptopilina boulardi is the source of this 6575-nucleotide messenger RNA. RefSeq lists its product as uncharacterized. The transcript is spliced from 14 exons. NCBI's taxonomy places the organism in Eukaryota, Metazoa, Arthropoda, Insecta, Hymenoptera, Figitidae. Gene Ontology annotation, biological process: regulation of telomere maintenance. Bases 206 to 6109 code for a protein of 1967 amino acids. Gene Ontology annotation, cellular component: nucleus. The record is from RefSeq and is a predicted model, not a curated record.